Messenger RNA from Didymosphaeria variabile, 843 nucleotides. RefSeq lists its product as uncharacterized. Gene Ontology annotation, molecular function: trans-aconitate 2-methyltransferase activity. Lineage: Eukaryota; Fungi; Ascomycota; Dothideomycetes; Pleosporales; Didymosphaeriaceae. The record is from RefSeq and is a predicted model, not a curated record. The transcript has a single exon. Bases 1 to 843 code for a protein of 280 amino acids.
AUGGCUUCCCAGCCCAAGAAAAACGACUGGUCCGCAACCCAAUACCUCAAAUUCAACAGCGAACGCACCCGCCCCGUCUACGACCUCCUCUCCCAAGUGCGACCGCACGUUCAAUCGGAUUCUCCCCGGAUCUAUGACCUCGGCUGCGGCCCCGGAAACUCCACCCAAGCCCUGCUCGACGCCUUCCCCGGCGCCAAAGCAACAGGUAUGGAUUCCUCCCCGGACAUGCUGGAGAAAGCCAGAUCCGCGGUAUCCGGCGUAGACUUCGUACAGGGCGACCUAGCGACGUAUGAGGUGGGAAAGGAUGCAGAUGUUUUAUUCAGCAACGCGGUAUUCCACUGGCUGCGUACCCCCGCACGCAUCCCCACGCUGGUGAGGCUGUUCGAGGGACUGAAGCCCGGGGCUGUGCUAGCGAUACAGGUGCCGGAUAACUACCACGCGCCCUCGCACCGGUUGAUGCGCGAAACUGCUUCCGCCUCUUCCGCACCAUGGUCCUCCUACUUUGCUGACGCGCAAAUCGGGGAUUUGAGCAGUUCUUCACGCCCGGACCUCGAUCCUAUCGAGGCGCCUGGUAAUUUCUACGAUGCGCUCAUACCGUUUGCGGGGAGCGUGAAUAUCUGGCGCACGGAGUACCACCAUGUGCUGGCUGAUGCGCACGCGAUUGUGGAGUGGGUGAAGGGAACAGGAUUGCAGCCGUAUUUGCAUCGGAUCGGAGAGGAAGGGGCGAAGAAGGCGUUUUUGGAAGAGUAUGAGAGAAGAUUAGGGAAGGCAUAUCCGGAGUUGGCGGAUGGGAAGGUGUUGUUGGGGUAUCCGAGGUUGUUUGUUGUGGCGGUUAGGAAGUAG